Acanthosepion pharaonis is the source of this 774-nucleotide messenger RNA. The record is from the annotation of a GenBank genome assembly. Lineage: Eukaryota; Metazoa; Mollusca; Cephalopoda; Sepiida; Sepiidae.
AUGUUGUCACUGCAACUCACUUCGAGCUUUUGCUUACCUUUUCAUUUCUUCCCUUUCUCUUCUCUCUUUCUCUCUCUCUCACUCUAUCUAUCUAUCUAUCUAUCUAUCUAUCUAUCUAUCUAUCAUACACGCUUUUGUAUUUCUUUUUACUCUUCGCUUUUCUCUUUUUUCAUUCAAUUUCUCUGUUAUAACUCGUUUUUGUUUGCCUCUUUCCCACUCUUUUUCUUUUUCAUCCAUUUAUAUGUUCCGUUCCUGUUCCCGUUUUUAAUCUCUUUCUUUCUUUUCAGAUCUCUCUUCAUUUUUUUCCACCCCCUUAUCCUUCGUUCAUCUUUCUCUUCCCUGUUUUCCUUUCGUUUUUCGUUCCUUCUUCUUGUUCCUUUUUUCUGUACUUCUUUUUCAUUUCUUUCUUUGUUCCAUCUUAUUGCUUCUUUUUGUACUUCUUUUUCUUUUCUUUCUUUGUUCCAUCUUAUUGCUUCUUUUUUGUUAUUUUGCUGCUUUUUUUUCGGUACUUCUUUUUCCCUUUCGUUCUUCGUUUCGCCUUGUUCCUUUCCUCUGUUCUUUUUCAUUUUUCUUUCCUCCUCCUUGUUCAUCUUUUCUGACCUUCUUCACCCAGUUCUUCCUUUUCUGUGUCCUUUUUUAUUUUCUUUCUUCAUUCCUCCUUGUUUCUUUUUUUUUUGUCCUUCAUUUCGUUCUUCGUUUCUCCUUUUUUCUGUUUUUUAUUUCGACUCCUUGUUCCCCUUUCCUGUCCAUCUUUUUCAUUUCGUUUUUCGUUGA